This is a messenger RNA of Ogataea philodendri, 984 nucleotides long. RefSeq lists its product as uncharacterized. Bases 1 to 984 code for a protein of 327 amino acids. NCBI's taxonomy places the organism in Eukaryota, Fungi, Ascomycota, Pichiomycetes, Pichiales, Pichiaceae. The record is from RefSeq and is a predicted model, not a curated record. The transcript has 3 exons.
AUGUUCAUUCCCAUGGCAUCUCCCGUGGUGGUCUUGAAUCUAAUAAAUAGCAACGUACCAGCCAUGGCAGUCUGCAAAUGCUGUAAUCUGGCGAAUCUCGAGGUCGAGUUGAACGCGCUCUUCAUCACCUUCUGUCCCUCCUCAGAGUCCAGCCAGAUCUUGGCUGCACCGGUACGGGCCAAUGUUGGAAACGAGAUACAUGGACCUCUGGUCAUUCCGUCGUUGGUCAACACAGUCUGCACACCGCCACCGGCAUUGAUUGCUUUGCAACCUCUCAUGGUCGAUGCAACCAGACAUCCUUCAGUGGUGGCCAUUGGAAUGUGGUAUGGCACCUUGUCGAUGAUCAUAGGACCGGCCACACCAACAGGCAAUGGCAUGAAUCCAAUGACGUUUUCACAACAGGCUCCAAACACACGGUCUCUCGGUCAAGUGAGCAUUGGUAGCAUUCAAAAGAUAGAUGUUGAUCGACACACUGAUUCCGGCAAGAACAAAAAGGAACUUUCCAACCAAUGGAUCAGAAAUUGCGGUAGACAUUCUUCCGAAGAUGUGGAAUGCAAAGUCUUCAGCUUGGGUGAACAGAUCAACCUUGCUGUAGAUUCUUGUUGGCAUCACAGUGACAAGAGUACCAUGUUUUCCGAUAGGAACAUUAAGAGCAACAGAUUUGGACAAGUUAAGCAAGGUGGUUCCAAUGGCAAGAGCAAACAGGAAUGCGAUACCAGAAGAAAGAAGCGAGCCAAACGCAAGCCAGAAAUUGGAUCCCAAUUUCUUCAUCUCGAAGAAAAGCUGGGCAAAGGUGAACCACAUGGCACCAUAAGCCACGGUGACCAAGAUGAUGUCAAAUGGUUCUGCUCCCUUGAUGAGGCUUCCCACUUUGGAGAAAAGAGACUUGAUGUACUCGUAGUAUCUUCCAAUGCGAUGGGAACUUCUGAGCUUGAACUCAGUGUCGUGGGAUCCACUCAGGGUCUCGAGUUGUUCGUACAAUGA